AUGCCUUCACCAAACGCGAAAAAAUAUGUUCUUGAUGUUAUGGUUUUCGCAUUAUCUCAGGUGGCACUUUAUUAUGCUGUAAAGUACGUGCUUAGUAGUUUAGAUCCUAUGAAAGAUAAAAAGAAAGAAGCCAAAGCAAAAAGUGAACAAGUGUUAGGGAAAUUAGGGAUGAAAAAUACGAAAUUAAAUGAAUACGAAGAAGUAAUCUUGUCUGAAGUAAUUUUUCCGGAUGAGAUUUCUAUUAGUUUCAAGCGUCUUGAUCAAAUCAUUCAAUCUCUUCGAGAAUCGGUUAUAUAUCCUCUAACUUACCCAAAACUGUUCACUUCAACUUCUGGAUUAUUGGGUGUUCCUAAAGGAGUUUUACUCCAUGGACCACCUGGAUGCGGAAAAACCAUGCUUGCAAAGGCUCUUGCACGUGAAUCCGGAGCCACGUUUAUAAAUCUUCAUGUAUCAACGUUAACAGAUAAAUGGUUUGGUGAAUCAAAUAAACUUGUUUCUGCUGUUUUUUCGGUUGCAAAAAAAUUACAGCCUUGUAUUAUUUUUAUCGAUGAAAUUGAUGCAUUUUUAAGAGAAAGACGAAGCAAUGAUCAUGAGGUUACUGGAAUGAUGAAAGCCGAGUUUAUGAGUUUAUGGGAUGGUUUGACUACAGAUGAUAAUACACGCAUCAUUGUCCUUGGUGCUACAAAUAGACCAAAUGAUAUCGAUUAUGCUAUCCUUCGUCGUAUGCCAAAACGAUUCGCAAUUAGUUUACCUAAUGAAGAACAGAGGAAAAACAUUUUAGAGAUUAUGCUUAAAGAUCAAAAUUUGGAAGAGAAUUUCAACUAUAACGAAUUAGUCACGAAAACUAUCAAUUUCUCAGGCAGUGAUUUAAAGGAAGCAUGUCGAAAUGCAGCAAUGAGACCGAUACGAAAAUAUAUGCGUGAACAUUCCACGCCAGAAGGCGAUUUGACAAAUAUUGAUCCCGAGAAAAUGGACAUUCCACCUUUAAAAUUAUCCGAUUUCUUUGUCCCUGAUCAGAAUGUUGGUCAAUCAGCAAAGAAUGUAAUUACAGUAUCAACUAGCGAGUUAGAACAGGAACAAUUGGAUUAA
Messenger RNA from Funneliformis caledonium, 1089 nucleotides. The record is from the annotation of a GenBank genome assembly. NCBI's taxonomy places the organism in Eukaryota, Fungi, Glomeromycota, Glomeromycetes, Glomerales, Glomeraceae.